Molecule: messenger RNA, 468 nt
Organism: Hirsutella rhossiliensis
Lineage: Eukaryota; Fungi; Ascomycota; Sordariomycetes; Hypocreales; Ophiocordycipitaceae
Product: mitochondrial copper ion transporter
Exons: 4
Coding region: 1-468 (155 amino acids)
Biological process (GO): mitochondrial respiratory chain complex IV assembly
Cellular component (GO): mitochondrial intermembrane space
Source: RefSeq, a predicted model, not a curated record
AUGCACCGCCAUGUUCCGUAUAAGGUCAGCAAAGCCACGACAACCAUCUGGCGAGAAGCACGAGUCUUUUGGAGAGGCACCCUCCCCAGUGCCAACUUGUUGCAAACCACCGCUGAAGCCAUUGUCCGCCAGGCCCAGAUACCAUAUGUCGAAGCCAUGAGCACCUUUGGCAGCCCAGGAAAGCUGCCGUCGACCAAGCCCACCCCGCCGCAACGUGGGAGCUUUCCGCUGGACCACGAUGGCGAGUGCAAGCAUGUCAUACCCAAAUACAUCGCGUGCAUGAAUAAUGCCCGCGGCAUCAACGACGACGAGUGCCGCAACCUGAUGAAGGCCUAUCUCGCCUGCAGGAUGGACCGGAAUCUGAUGGCCAAGGAUGACUUCAAGAAUCUGGGCUUUGCCGAGACGCCCAAACCCUAUUCGCAGGUCUCAAAAUCAGAGAAGGGCGUCAAGGGCGAGCUACGGUGGUGA